AUGUCCAGUGGCAAUGUGGAACUCCUGGGCGACAUUGUGGAAAUCCUGGAUUACGAAGCCGAGAGCGAGGCUCCCACCGCAGAGCAGCUUCCAGCGGCCGGUGCGGGAGACGAGAGCCCCCCCAUGCCCAUCGUGUUCACCGUCGAUAAUUUUCUUGCCAACAUCGCCACGGCAGAUCCGGCGGAACUGGAGCGGGCCUGCAACACUGGAAGUAUCUCUCUGGAGGAUGUGGUAGUAGCGGCUCGUCUGUCGUCUGAUUUUCCCCUUUUCGUUCCUCCUUUCUCGCUUCCCCCGGAAGAAAAAUUGCUCCUCUUACCCCACGAUGAGUUUACGGCCUAUCGAGCGUUGAACGAGAUGUGGUGCAACGGUCUUGCCAAAAAGGUCGUAGACGCGGGAGCACGGGAGAAGGCGGAGCGCGAGGACGCAGAGCACGAGGAGGAGCGUGAGGCUGCUCGGGCUGCUGCUGCGAGGAAGCAGGUGGAGGAGCGUGAGGCUUCUCGGGCUGCUGCUGCGAGGGAGCAGGCGGAGGAUCGUGAGGCUGCUCGGGCUGCUGCUGCGAGGGAGCAGGCGGAGGAGUGUGAGGCUGCUCGGGCUGCUGCUGCGAGGAAGCAGGUGGAGGAGCGUGAGGCUUCUCGGGCUGCUGCUGCGAGGGAGCAGGCGGAGGAGUGUGAGGCUGCUCGGGCUGCUGCUGCGAGGAAGCAGGAGGAGGAGCGUGCGGCUGCUCUGGCAGAGCGUGAGGCGUAUCUCCAAGCUGCUAGGGCGAAGCAGGAGGUGCUCCGAUCGCGGCUGGAGGACCUGGAGCCCCGCCACCAGGACCCGCGAGCAGCAGCUUUGCCUUCGCCCUACCCCCGUCGUCGUAUUAUUGUCCCUCCCCAAUCGCAAUCCCGGGCGCCCCGNCGGGCUGCUGCUGCGAGGAAGCAGGAGGAGGAGCGUGCGGCUGCUCUGGCAGAGCGUGAGGCGUAUCUCCAAGCUGCUAGGGCGAAGCAGGAGGUGCUCCGAUCGCGGCUGGAGGACCUGGAGCCCCGCCACCAGGACCCGCGAGCAGCAGCUUUGCCUUCGCCCUACCCCCGUCGUCGUAUUAUUGUCCCUCCCCAAUCGCAAUCCCGGGCGCCCCGUGGUUCCCGUAGUACCGCCUCGCCGCACGAGAAGGAGCGGGAGGUGGCGGCUACUCCGGCGAACGAGAAGGGGCGAGAGGGGGCAGAGACUCCGGAGGAUUCGGUGACGUUGGGUCUUCCGGUCGCUGCUGAAGACGGAGCAUCGUUUGCGGCCGUAACCACGGUGUACGAGUUCCACGUUGGAGAUACAGCGUUCCUGUCCCGCCCACUGGAGAUGCCAGCCGAAGAAGGAACGUCGGUGGUGACCGAAGGUGAAGGACUCCGGCUGCCUCUUGCCCGUGCUGCCUCCACCCACGAUUUCAAGCACGAUCUACAAGUCAAACGGCUGGCCUCCCCACGCCCUGCACAUGUUUCUGGAGGGGACAAGGAUUACUGUCGGUGGGCGGCUCCUGCGUCUAAGAGCCGGAAGAACCGUUGGGGUGACCAAGAUUCGACGGCCAAGAGCGGGACGGACGACCACCGCCGCUCCACCCAGUCUUCGCGAGGGCGCGUCGCCGGAGAUGGCGGGCGAGGGCAAGCCGUGAGGAACCAGCCUACCAGGUCUUCGCCGGCGAGCCGCCAUCGCCGGAGCAGGAGUCGGAGCGCAGAACGGCAACAGCGCACCAAUCCUUCUNCAGCCGGAGCGGCGACCGUCGUGGGAGAAACACGCCUUCGUCUAGGCGUAGCCGCAGCCGGAGCCAGAACCGGAGCGGGGGCAACAGCAGGGCGACCAGCACUGACAGCAGUCGCGGCGGAAACGGGGGACGGAAGUCAGGCCACGGUAACAGGCAAGUGAUGCAUGAUCGGGGUGGUUUUCGUAGCUCUGGGUUGUUGGGGGAAAACAAGGAUGCUUCAGAAGACGGUUCUCUCUGUUCUUCACCGCUUGUUCUACGCCCUCCCGCUGAUGUAGGCCAACGGACCAUGUCUUCUUUGGAGUUCAAACUUGCUAACAUGCAACUUCGUGACAUUCAGCCGCUGUGAAAAGCCAUGCCCCUGCCCAUGCCGUUAUGGAUCAUCCCACAUUUUCCUUGCCCUUGGACGAACGUGUUGAGUCACCACGCCACGCUACAUCACACGCCUCGACUUCGGCUUCCCGUACUGAAAUGCUGUUGGAAUAAGUACUCACUCCCCUGCGAGCAAAUCAAUCAAGUUAUGGAUGCUGCUGCCGACGCGAAUGUACAACCUCCUGCGCCCUCCCACGCUCCUAGCGUUCAACCACCUGCCCCAUCUUUCUCCCCACGAACGCAUCUGGCACCGCUGCAAGACCACGCUUCGAGUUUGUCGGGAGCUCCUGUAGGGCGCGAUGUUCGUGCCGAAACCGCUGCCAGGGCCACGUCAGGAUCAUCGUCAUCCGCCACGAUGUCGGCGACAGUACCGGUCAGACCUGCGGUGGAACCGUCAGCGUCGGCAGCCCCAGCCCUGUUGCAACAGCCUUUGGUGGUGUCGCCCCCCCCCCUCCAGCGUGCGUCUAUUCUGAUUAAUCCUAGCUCUGCUACCGGCCACAUCGUCGAGCCAACAGGUCGAGCGACAUCGCCAUUGACUCAGGACGAUGCUGGUUUGGCUUUGUCUUCCACGAGAGCGAGAGCGAGGCAGGAGGCUCUGGACGCUGCGGACACCGCUGCAGCGGAGGCCGACACCAUCCGCAUUCUAGACAAAAUGGACACGCUGAAGCCGGAACAACUUGAUAGUGUUACACGCUUGCCCCUCGGUCCUGAUCCUGGUGAAUUUGCUCGUUUCGCGUCUAGCUGCAAGGGUGUGGUCACAGAGAUCCUAGACACAAGCGACGUUAAGCGCAAGGAGACUUUCAAUUCCUCUGCCUGGGUCACCGGAUGGCUUCCGUUGUUGCGCAAACGU
This is a messenger RNA of Ectocarpus sp. CCAP 1310/34, 2948 nucleotides long. Lineage: Eukaryota; Phaeophyceae; Ectocarpales; Ectocarpaceae. The record is from the annotation of a GenBank genome assembly.